AUGUCUGUUCCAUUGACUUUAAGUACACCUAUUUUAUAUAUUGUUUCAAACUUAGGUUCAAAGUGCUAUUCGAAUGUCGACAGAAACUACUAUGACCAAAAGAUACUCAUGCGUAUAAACAACACUUUCUCUGCUGGUUUGCCUAUUGUUCAUUCGAAUGCAGAGUUUUCAGCUUUAGUAAACUCAAACACUUUAGCAAACAUAAACUUAACCUUAGUUGACGCAAACUUUGUUCCUGUAAAACUUUUAUGUCCUAUGUAUUUGUCAAUGACGGCAGAAAGUUUCGAAUUGGAAGAUGCAACUGGUGAAAGUAUUGUACUACAAGAACAACUUCAACAACAAAUAGCUCAAGAACAACAAAUGCAACAAAUGGAACAAAUGCAACAACAAGUCAAGAACAACAAAUAA
Trichomonas vaginalis G3 is the source of this 408-nucleotide messenger RNA. RefSeq lists its product as uncharacterized. The transcript has a single exon. The coding region runs from base 1 to 408 and encodes 135 amino acids. The record is from RefSeq and is a predicted model, not a curated record. Lineage: Eukaryota; Parabasalia; Trichomonadida; Trichomonadidae.